AUGAACAGCCCCGAGUCGUCCACCGAGACCGCCUUGGCCAACACGCCCACUUGGUCAACACAGCCCACAUACAGCAACCUUGGUGAGAUCCGGGCCCACCUGCUGCCCUCCAAGGCCUGCCGCCCCCGAACACCCGAGUACCUCUCAGCCAACCGACAACUGCAGCCCCCACCCUUGCCCAAGAAGACCCUGACGCGAACCCAGUCCCUGCCCACCCACGGGACCCCUGGCCUCAGCCCCGCCCAUGCCAGGCAGCCUCGGAGGCCCCUCCUGGAGUCCCGUAGCGUGGGCGGGAGCCAGGAGGGCAACAAGGCGGCCAGCCCAGCCAGGCCCCUAGCAGAACUGACCUUCAGCACCCCCGAUGCUGAACUGGGCUGCUUCUUCCAAGACCUGCACGACCUGGACGCUGUGCAUGCCACACUCGCCACCCGGCAGCUGGCCGGCCUCGGCACCAUCCACGGCCGGCUCCGCGCCCGACUUGAGGGGGGCCGCCCUGGGCCCUGCCACCCCAGCCACGGCUUCCGCCUCCUGGACAGCUCACCCUACGUGGACAGCGGAGAUGCCUUCUACUACCGUGUGGUGCGGGUGGACGAGGACGCCUGGCACAUCCUGGCUGCCAAGGUGCCCAAACCAGAAGCCGAGGUCCCUGACGCAUGGGGCCUGGAGCUGCAGGCCUCGCUGCCCCCUCACUUCAACCUCCAAGGUCUGUGCGGCCUGAUACCCGAGCACGCCCUGCCCUCCGCGCCCUGGCGAGCUCCGGUGGCGCUGGUGGCUGAAGUGCCCGAGCGCACGGUGGCCCAGUGGCUGGCGGAGUUCGGUGCGCAGCGGCCCCCAGAGUUCGCCCGGACCGCAGCCCUGCUUCUGCUGCAGCUGAGCGCGGCCCUGGAACACCUGGAGGUACGAGGCGCGGCCCUGGCCGAGCUGCGGCCUGAGAAUCUGCUGCUGACCACGCCGCGGGGCUGCACGGCCACCGGGCUGCCGCGCCUGCUGCUCGCAGACUUCGGCCGCGUGCGUCCGCAGCCCACCAGGCCCCGGGGUGCCCACGCGCUGCCGCUGGCUGGCCUGCUCCGAGCACUGCUCGGCCCCGCGGCCACGCCCCCAGUCAUGCCCCUGGCUGCAGGUCUCCAGCACCUGGCGGCCCAGCUGCCUCGCCUGAGGCCCUCGGCAACCCAGACUCGGGGCGUGCUGCAGGCGCUGCUCUGGGGGCCCGGACCUGCGUUUUGCGGCCACGGGGCACCUCUGGGGUCCUGGCUGCGGGUACGUCGCACGCUGUUGGGCCUGCGUCUCGCAGAACAGACGGCGAGCGGGGAGGUGCCAGGCCUGGAGGACUGGCUGUGCUGUGAGUACCUGGCCGAGGCCACCGAGGGCACCCUGGCCCGCGCCCUGGCGCUGUUGUGGUACUGA
Messenger RNA from Orycteropus afer afer, 1404 nucleotides. It is a transcript of the gene PEAK3, whose product is annotated as PEAK family member 3. Gene Ontology annotation, biological process: protein phosphorylation. The transcript has 3 exons. Bases 1 to 1404 code for a protein of 467 amino acids. Gene Ontology annotation, cellular component: actin cytoskeleton; focal adhesion. Lineage: Eukaryota; Metazoa; Chordata; Mammalia; Tubulidentata; Orycteropodidae. Gene Ontology annotation, molecular function: protein kinase activity. The record is from RefSeq and is a predicted model, not a curated record.